AAUAGUAUUUAAAACUUUAAGCACCCAUAUCCGCUCAGCCAGCUGCUUUUAACGAGACUCAUGCUCUACCUCAUCACUGCAGGAUUCGUCUCUUGCCGACUGUGAGCAUGUUUUGUUUGAAUGUGAUCAAGGUGUGCAUGAUGCUGGCUGUGUGUGAGAGGGGGGGGCCCAGAAGGUGCAAGGAUUGUUCUCCUCGCAGAUGAAUUGUUUCUCGUUGGAAUAUAUACACGCUGAGCCACCAUGUUGACCCACCUCAGAGCCCGUAGCAGGAGCUUGUUCCCCAGCUACAAGCCCAGCAGCCAGACUCAGGAAGGACCGGCUGAGCACCUGGACUUGAUCACAACCUUUGUUAAACCAUGGAACUCCAUGCAGGAUCUGAGCAGAGAUAUCUAUGAUCUUUACGCUGAGUAUGAACGUGAAGAGGUGGAGGACCGGCUACCAGGGUCACCUUCACGCAUCCUGCGCUCUCCUACCAGACACCUAACCCUCAACAUCAAUGUUGGUGGAAUGGUGUACCUCCUGCCCUAUAGGUUGGCCGCCAGAUAUCCGACGACACGGAUCGGUCGGUUGGCCACGUACACGGACCACAGCAGGAAACUGGACCUGUGUGAUGACUAUGUUGUUCACAGCAACGAAUUCUUCUUUGACCGAGAUCCAAAAAUCUUCCACAGCGUUUUUAACUUCUACAGAACUGGGGUGUUGUGCAUUAAAGAUGAGCUUUGUCCUCACAACUUCUUGGAGGAGAUACACUACUGGGGUGUCAGAAUCAAAUACAGCCAACGCUGCUGCCGCAUCUCCUUCGAAGAGCGGCAGGACGAGCUGAAUGAACAGCUCAAAGUGCAGAAAGAGCUGCUUGAAGAGCUGGAGCUGGAGGAGAACGAGGCUGUGUAUGACCACAUGGCCUUCGGUUUGACUCGUAGGAGAAUCUGGAAUCUGAUGGAGAAGCCAUUUUCCUCAAUCACUGCCAAGCUGAUGGCGGUGGCGUCCUCUCUCUUUGUGCUCGUGUCACUGGUUGCCAUGACGCUCAACACCGUGGAGGAGAUGCAGUACAAGACACCAUCCGGUCAGCCCAGUGGCAGGUUCUAUGGAGAGAGUGUCGAGGCGUUCUGCAUCACCUUCUUCACCCUGGAGUACCUGCUGCGCCUGAUUUCUACCCCUGACCUUAAGUGUUUUGGUCGUAGUGUGCUGAACACUGUGGAUCUCAUCGCCAUCCUGCCACAUUACUUGCAAAUGAUGCUGGAGUGCUUUGAAGAUGAGGAUAUGCACCUACACUCUGGAGACAUUACGACUGUAGCACGUGUCGGAAAGGUAGGUCAGGUUCUGAGGAUCAUGCGUCUGAUGAGAAUCUUCAGGAUCUUGAAGCUGGCUCGUCACUCAACAGGUCUCAGAGCCUUCGGCUUCACGCUGAGACAAUGCUACCAGCAGGUGGGCUGUUUACUGCUUUUCAUUGGCAUGGGGAUUUUCAUGUUUUCAGCCAUGGUUUACAGUGUGGAGCAUGACGUUUACAACACCAACUUCACCUCCAUGCCACAGGCAUGGUGGUGGGCUACUGUGAGUAUUUCUACUGUGGGCUACGGCGACAUGCUCCCAGAGACCAACCUCGGACGCAUAUUCGCCUUUGGCUGCAUCUCUUUUGGCGUCAUCCUCAACGGCAUGCCAAUCUCCAUGCUUUACAACAAGUUCUCCGACUACUACAUCCAACUCAAGACCCAUGAGUACGCCAUGGCCGACAAUGCCCGUGGUAAGGUCCGCUUCAUUAAGAGGGUGGCAAAGAAGCUUACAGAAGUCUGUGAUCGGAGGUCAAAACCUGGACCACCUGGGUUCUGAAAUCACUGAUUCUGCAAAACCUGACAGUUUAUGUAAUUAAAGUAAAAUUCAUGUUGAGCUUCGACUGGACACUGGAUUGUGCUUAACUGUCAGAAAAACUCCAUCCUCCACAUCUAAAACCAGAUGGAUAGGUUUCUCUGCAAAUUUUUUUGUCAGUUGAACUGCAGGAGUGGAGUCUGUCCUAAUGCAAAUAUCUUAAAUAAAUAAGUUGUUUUGUCAGCAAUUGUUGGACUUAUUGUUUUUUUUUUGUUUGUUUUUUACUGGCUGUACUGUUUUCAAAAUGGUCUGAUGCAACAUUUCACUUGGAGCCUUCAUAUGAGGUGAGCCCAGUUAUUUUAGCAUAAAGCAAGGGUGGAAAGUAACAAAUUACAUUUACUCACGUUACUGUAAUUGAGUACUUUUUAUGAGUAAUUUGUAAUUUUCUAAGUAGUUUUUGAAAUAUGUCAUUUUUACUUUUACUCAAGUACAUUUUGACCCAAGUAUUUUACUUCGCUACAUUUGAACCCCCUCACGUUACUGAGUACAAAAUGUAUGGUGAAAAUCUUGUGGGCAUUUUAUUUUGGUUUAUUGUGAAUAGCAGGAUCCUGCGGGCAUUGGGCACUUUAUUUUGUGUUUGAAUACUUUGAUUCUGGUUUUAGUGUUGUCGGUUGGACAAUAUGACUGAAAAUAGUUUGCACUUUACAGUACAGGUUGUGACUGUCCUUUUUGUCCUGUUCUGCGGAAGUAAGAGGAUCAUGUUACUGAGCUCAGCUGAGCUUUUACAAGUGUGGAUGUGUACUUUAAUAUGCCUCGAAGUUAAUUAAAACAACUUGUGCUGGAUUUGAU
Cololabis saira (Pacific saury) is the source of this 2652-nucleotide messenger RNA. It is a transcript of the gene kcnv2a, whose product is annotated as potassium channel, subfamily V, member 2a. Gene Ontology annotation, cellular component: membrane; voltage-gated potassium channel complex. The coding region runs from base 241 to 1827 and encodes 528 amino acids. The transcript has 9 exons. Gene Ontology annotation, biological process: potassium ion transmembrane transport; protein homooligomerization. The record is from RefSeq and is a predicted model, not a curated record. NCBI's taxonomy places the organism in Eukaryota, Metazoa, Chordata, Actinopteri, Beloniformes, Belonidae. Gene Ontology annotation, molecular function: voltage-gated potassium channel activity.